Molecule: messenger RNA, 2261 nt
Organism: Zea mays
Lineage: Eukaryota; Viridiplantae; Streptophyta; Magnoliopsida; Poales; Poaceae
Product: PLAC8 family protein
Exons: 2
Coding region: 348-2045 (565 amino acids)
Biological process (GO): sesquiterpene biosynthetic process
Molecular function (GO): cyclase activity
Source: RefSeq, marked validated
GUCCAACCCUGUUCGCAAAAGGCGUCCCAAAACAAAUGCCACUAUGCGGCUGCUAGAGCGUCGUCUCCUUUCCUCCCCCAAUCCGCCCUUUGGCUUCGCUGGCGGCGGCGGCGGCUGGGGAAGGCAGGAAUCCCGGCCUUUGCUUGCGCGCCACUCCGGGCACCGGCUGCAGCUCGCAGAAAUGGUUAGCCAGUAGUAUGUAUGUGCAUUCUGUAUAUAUACAAGAGAGCAAUCAUUUCUUUGGAAAAUGGCACUUCCACUCUGAGUGUUAAAUAGGGUGCCUUACCCUGUGGAAAGGGGUUGAACUGUAUCUGUAAUCUGACACUCCACAUCUCCAGCUGAACAAAAUGGCCUCCAAUGGUAAUGGAAAUCUCAAAGCUGAUAUUCAACAAGUAGAGUCAACAGCUUCAGAUAAUGUUCAAGGCGCAACAGGCGUCAACACUCUUGCCACUCAGGGUGUUUCACGAAAUGAAAAGCGGUGGAGCGGGUUUAGGGAUUUCUGGAAUCGCCUUUGUACUGGCCCCAAGUUAAAGAAGCUUGGUCCCUCCACUUCGUUCAAGUUUCAACAGAUCGCACUUCAACGUGAUGAGUUCUCACGUUCGAUCCAUUCGGACAACCAUGUUAGCCACGAGCAUUUCCAGUUUAUCCGGAAGAUUAAUUGGGAACAACUGUGGGUGAUGGCUAGGAACUGGAUAAAAGAGCCUAUGAAUAUGGCCCUUUUUGUUUGGAUUGCUUGUGUUGCUGUAUCCGGUGCAAUUCUCUUCCUUGUUAUGACUGGAAUGCUGAAUCGUGUUUUGCCUAGCAAAUCAAAAAGAGACACCUGGUUUGAAGUGAACAACCAGAUCCUGAACGCAUUAUUCACGCUCAUGUGCCUCUAUCAACAUCCUCAACGGAUCUACAACUUUGUGCUUCUUUGUCGAUGGGAGCAGCAGGACAUCUUAAGGCUUAGGAAGAUAUAUUGCAAAAAUGGAACAUAUAAACCUAACGAGUGGAUGCACAUGAUGGUGGUUGUGAUCCUCCUUAAUCUGAACUGCUUUGCUCAGUAUGCCCUGUGUGGUCUAAACGUAGGGUACCGCAGAUCUGAACGCCCCGCUAUCGGUGUUGGUCUCACUAUUUCUGUUGCAAUUGGGGCUGCAGCAUUCGCUGGUCUGUACAAUAUCAUCAGCCCUCUUGGGAAGGAUUACGACACAGAACAUCCAGAUAUCGACCAAGAAGCACAGAUCCAUGCCACCUCAACCGAGAGCGGCAGACCAACUUCACGGCUUCAGUCAUUCGAGAGGAGAUACUCUUUCAUCCAGAGCGACGAACGCCGUUUUGUGGAGAGAAGGCCUCAGUGGGUUGGCGGGCUAAUGGAUUUCUGGGACCAGAUAUCCAUUGCGUAUUUGUCACUUUUCUGCAGCUGCUGUGUCUUUGGCUGGAACAUGCAGAGGCUUGGGUUCGGUAACAUGUACGUCCACAUCGCAACGUUUCUGCUCUUCUGCCUGGCGCCAUUCUUCAUCUUCGUCCUCGCAGCCGGCAACGUUGACAACGGAUCCGUUCAGGUGGCGUUGGUGCUCACCGGACUUUUCCUGUGCUUUUUCGGUCUACUGUAUGGCGGCUUCUGGAGGAUCCAGAUGAGGAAGAGAUUCAACCUCCCCGAAAACAGCUUCUGCUGCCACAACCCGGACGCGUCGGACUGUUUCCACUGGUUAUUCUGCUGCUCGUGCUCGCUUGCCCAGGAAGUCAGAACUGCGGAUUACUACGAUAUCACAGAGGACAGGUCGCACACAGGGCAGGUAGUUGGUGAAAGCCACCGCAUAAUGUCCCCGUUGCAGCGCGAAGACGGUCUGCCUCUUUUCAAGUCGAGCCCAAGCUCGCCGUACAGGAGCGGCAACGUUAGUCCGUCGAUCUUCAUCCUGGAGAGCCCGUCACCGUCGGCCCCACGUAGGUCGUCUGGUUCGUCGCCUCAGGGUGGUGGUUCACCGACGAUGGGCCAUAGGGCGAUGAAGGCGCCAGUUCCAUCUGUUCUUCAAAGAGAGAGUGGACCAGAUCAUGCACAGGGGUGAUCCAAUGAAGCAGCUACCGCUUGCCAGCCCAAUGAGAUAUGUAUAUUUUUGUAAAGGAGAUACAUCGUCGGCAGAUAUUUUUUUUCUGUGCUGUCUUUCUUGUUCGUAAGAAAUGUAUAGACCUUCGAGUUCUGUUGUGCAUUUGAGCUCCGUCAUGCAUGGUUGCUUCUUAUGUGAGGCACGAUUAUUGAAGAGACCUCUCGUUUGCUGCUCGGU